Molecule: messenger RNA, 191 nt
Organism: Eimeria necatrix
Lineage: Eukaryota; Apicomplexa; Conoidasida; Eucoccidiorida; Eimeriidae
Exons: 2
Source: RefSeq, a predicted model, not a curated record
AUGCGCAGCAAACGGGGCUUGCAGCAGCAGCAGCAGCAGCAGCAGGAGCAGCAGCAGGAGCAGCAGCAGGAGCAGCAGCAGGAGCAGCAGCAGGAGCAGCAGCAGGAGGAGCAGCAGCAGCAGGAGCAGCAGCAGGAGGAGCAGCAGCAGGAGGAGCAGCAGCAGGAGGAGCAGCAGCAGGAGGAGCAGCA